Molecule: messenger RNA, 273 nt
Organism: Nematocida ausubeli
Lineage: Eukaryota; Fungi; Microsporidia
Exons: 1
Coding region: 1-273 (90 amino acids)
Source: RefSeq, a predicted model, not a curated record
AUGCAUGAGAACGGGUUAUUCGGGCUAUAUCGGGUUAUAUCUGGUUAUAUCGGGUUAUUAUCAGAAGCAAACACAGUUAUAUUAGGGUUAUAUAAGGACUGGACUAAAUUUAGUAUGAAAUUAGACAGGAUCAUAUACAGGAAUACUGUUAAAGCAGUUAAGCACAAGGCUAAAAUGGAUAAAAUGAUGGUAAAAUCCGUUAAUUCCUGGAGAAAACAGUUAUUUAGACUAUUUAUGACUAAAAUAGGCGUAAAUUAUAUAGGAGUAGAAUAA